UCAGCGAGUUCAAUGUCUCAUUAUAUAAAUUUCUGGAGAGAGAAAGUUUUAGAGAAAGAGAGAGAGUAAUACCAGUCCAUUUCUAGAGAGAGAAAGCUUCUCAUCUCUUAGCUCUCUGUGUUCCGUCUGUUGUUUGUGUUCUUCGGUUCUCAAAGAUCUAGUGGUGUUUUUGGUGAUUUUCGUGCGUUUGGAAUCGAAGAAGACGGGGCGGCUACUAUGUCGUCGCUUAGUAGAGAGCUUGUGUUCUUGAUCUUACAAUUCCUAGAUGAGGAAAAGUUCAAAGAGACUGUUCACAAGCUUGAACAGGAAUCUGGGUUUUUCUUUAAUAUGAAAUAUUUUGAGGAUGAGGUGCAUAAUGGGAAUUGGGAUGAGGUUGAGAAGUACCUUUCUGGAUUCACAAAAGUGGAUGACAAUCGGUAUUCGAUGAAAAUCUUUUUUGAGAUAAGGAAGCAGAAGUAUCUUGAGGCAUUGGAUAAGCACGACCGUUCCAAGGCUGUGGAUAUAUUAGUAAAGGAUCUGAAAGUUUUUGCCACAUUUAAUGAAGAGCUUUUCAAGGAAAUCACGCAGCUCUUGACAUUGGAGAAUUUUAGGGAGAAUGAGCAACUUUCCAAGUAUGGAGAUACCAAAUCUGCAAGAGCAAUCAUGUUGGUGGAGCUCAAGAAGCUGAUUGAAGCAAAUCCUUUAUUCCGUGAUAAAUUGCAAUUCCCCAACCUAAAAAAUUCAAGGUUACGGACUCUCAUCAACCAAAGCUUGAAUUGGCAGCAUCAACUAUGUAAAAACCCGAGACCAAAUCCAGAUAUAAAAACUCUAUUUGUGGAUCACACUUGUGGACAACCAAAUGGUGCACGAGCUCCAUCACCUGCAAACAAUCCACUGCUUGGAUCCUUACCAAAAGCUGGGGGUUUCCCUAACCUAGGUGCACAUGGGCCUUUUCAACCUACACCAGCACCAGUACCAGCACCCCUUGCAGGUUGGAUGUCCAAUCCUUCCACUGUAACUCAUCCGGCGGUUUCUGGAGGAGGAGCUAUUGGUCUCGGUGCUCCAUCAAUUCCUGCUGCUUUGAAACGUCCAAGGACUCCUCCCACUAACCCUUCUGUAGACUACCCAUCUGGGGAUUCUGAUCAUGUUUCUAAACGAACAAGAUCAAUGGGGAUUUCUGAUGAGGUAAAUCUCCCUGUUAAUGUGUUGCCAGUAACAUUUCCGGGUCAUGGUCAUGGUCAGGCUUUUAAUGCACCUGAUGACUUGCCAAAGACUGUCUUGCGGACUUUAAAUCAAGGAUCAUCUCCCAUGAGCAUGGAUUUUCAUCCUGCUCAACAAACUCUGCUUCUUGUUGGUACGAAUGUUGGGGACAUAGGGUUGUGGGAAGUUGGAUCUAGAGAACGAUUGGUUUUGAAGAACUUCAAAGUUUGGGAUCUUAGUGCAUGUUCCAUGACUUUGCAGACAGCUCUAGUUAAAGAUCCUGGUGUAUCUGUUAACCGUGUGAUUUGGAGCCCUGAUGGUUCUUUAUUUGGAGUUGCAUACUCCAGGCACAUUGUUCAAAUAUAUUCUUAUCAUGGGAAUGAUGAUGUACGGCCGCAUAAGGAGAUUGAUGCUCAUGUUGGUGGAGUAAAUGAUAUUGCAUUUUCACACCCAAAUAAGCUACUUUGUGUGAUAACCUGUGGUGAUGAUAAGACCAUCAAGGUGUGGGAUGCUAAUAAUGGUGUAAAGCAAUAUACCUUUGAAGGUCAUGAGGCUCCUGUUUAUUCUGUCUGUCCUCACUAUAAGGAAAACAUUCAGUUUAUAUUUUCAACAGCACUGGAUGGAAAGAUAAAAGCAUGGUUGUAUGACAACUUGGGAUCUCGAGUUGAUUAUGAUGCUCCUGGUCGCUGGUGCACAACAAUGGCUUAUAGUGCCGAUGGUACAAGGCUCUUUUCAUGUGGGACAAGUAAAGAAGGGGAAUCAUUUAUUGUUGAAUGGAAUGAAAGUGAAGGGGCUGUUAAAAGGACCUAUCAUGGAUUCCGUAAGCGUUCUUCCGGUGUUGUGCAAUUUGAUACAACUAAGAACCGAUAUUUGGCUGCUGGGGAUGAUUUCUCUAUCAAAUUCUGGGAUAUGGACAAUGUUCAACUUUUGACAACUGUUGAGGCCGAUGGAGGCAUCCCGGCAAGCCCACGAAUCCGGUUCAACAAGGAUGGCACUCUCUUGGCUGUUUCUGCCAAUGAGAAUGGAAUUAAAAUUUUAGCAAAUACGGAUGGUAUUAGGCUAUUACGCACAUAUGAAAAUCUUUCUUAUGAUGCAUCAAGAACAUCAGAAGCUGUGACAAAGCCAACAAUAAACCCAAUUUCAGCUGCUGCAGCAGCGGCAGCAGCGGCUGCUGCUACUAGUGCUGGAUUUGCAGAUAGAGUUGCCCCUAUGGUUUCUAUUGCUGGCAUGAAUGGGGAUGCUCGGAACUUGGGGGAUGUGAAACCUAGAAUAACAGAAGAAUCAAACGACAAAUCCAAGAUUUGGAAGCUCACUGAAAUCAAUGAACAAUCUCAAUGCCGAUCCUUGAGGCUGCCUGAAAACCUAAGAGUAACCAAGAUAUCGAGGUUAAUCUAUACGAAUUCAGGUAAUGCCGUUUUGGCAUUAGCAUCAAAUGCCAUUCAUCUGCUCUGGAAAUGGCAGCGAAGUGAUCGUAAUUCUUCUGGCAAGGCAACUGCCAGCGUGUCACCUCAAUUAUGGCAACCGCCUAGUGGCAUUCUAAUGACCAAUGAUGUUGCUGACACUAGCCCUGAAGAGGCUGUUCCCUGCUUUGCUUUGUCCAAGAAUGAUUCUUAUGUAAUGUCAGCAUCUGGAGGAAAGAUUUCCUUGUUCAAUAUGAUGACAUUUAAGACAAUGACAACUUUCAUGCCGCCACCACCUGCAGCAACAUUUCUUGCUUUCCAUCCACAAGAUAACAACAUUAUCGCCAUUGGCAUGGAUGAUUCCACAAUUCAGAUAUAUAACGUUCGCGUAGAUGAAGUUAAGAGCAAGCUUAAAGGACACUCUAAAAGAAUAACUGGCCUUGCCUUUUCUCAUUUACUGAAUGUGUUAGUUUCAUCUGGAGCGGAUGCUCAGCUUUGUGUAUGGAAAUCUGAUGGAUGGGAAAAGCAGAAGACCAGAUACUUGCAACUUCCAGCUGGAAGGACUCCAGCACAGUCAGACACACGCGUACAGUUCCAUCAGGACCAGACUGUCUUUCUGGUUGUACAUGAAACUCAGCUUGCCAUAUAUGAAACAACAAAACUGGAAUGUGUAAAGCAGUGGGUCUCACGUGAAUCUGCCCCCAUCUCUCAUGCAACAUUCUCAUGUGAUAGCCAGUUGGUAUAUGCCAGCUUCCUAGAUGCAACAGUCGCUGUAUUUAGUGCUGCCAAUCUCAGACUACGUUGUCGAAUCAAUCCUUCUGCUUAUCUUCCUGCUAGCGUGAGCUCUAAUGUACAACCGCUCGUGAUUGCGGCGCAUCCACAAGAACCAAAUCAAUUUGCAUUAGGGCUUUCGGAUGGAGGGGUUCAUGUCUUUGAGCCCCUUGAAUCUGAAGGCAAAUGGGGUUUGCCUCCACCGGUUGAGAAUGGGUCAGCGAGCAGUGUGUCAGCUUCUCCUUCAGUUGGAGCUUCAGGUUCAGAGCAACCCCAGAGAUGAUCAAACAGCUGCCAGUGACAAGUUCUUUUACAUGCUUGCUUGCUGGCCCAUCUCAAAUCUAGUUUGCGGUUGAUGACAUGUAAUUUACUCAAGGAUGGACACUGCAAAAUAUGUAGAUUUGACAUGUUUAAUCAAAUUCUGAGGUAAAUGCUGUAGGAGUAUUAACAAUUGAAUGCCAUUUACUUUUGGGAAGGAAAUUCUUCGAAAAAGAAUUUAUGUU
Messenger RNA from Alnus glutinosa, 3853 nucleotides. Its product is annotated as protein TOPLESS. Lineage: Eukaryota; Viridiplantae; Streptophyta; Magnoliopsida; Fagales; Betulaceae. The record is from RefSeq and is a predicted model, not a curated record. Gene Ontology annotation, biological process: regulation of DNA-templated transcription. Bases 217 to 3633 code for a protein of 1138 amino acids. The transcript is spliced from 27 exons. Gene Ontology annotation, molecular function: protein binding.